Molecule: messenger RNA, 339 nt
Organism: Pseudozyma flocculosa PF-1
Lineage: Eukaryota; Fungi; Basidiomycota; Ustilaginomycetes; Ustilaginales; Ustilaginaceae
Exons: 3
Coding region: 1-339 (112 amino acids)
Biological process (GO): transcription initiation at RNA polymerase II promoter; RNA polymerase II preinitiation complex assembly
Cellular component (GO): transcription factor TFIIA complex
Molecular function (GO): RNA polymerase II general transcription initiation factor activity; TBP-class protein binding
Source: RefSeq, a predicted model, not a curated record
AUGGCCACCCGAAGCCAGUACUAUGAGCUGUACCGCCGAAGCAGCAUCGGCAUGCAGCUCACCGAUGCCCUCGACGAGCUGAUCCAGUCUGGCCACGUCAACCCCGUGCUCGCCAUGCGCGUCCUCAACGAGUUUGACAAGGCCAUCGCAUCCAACCUCUCCAAGAACGUAAAGGCAAAGAGCCAGCUCAAGGGCCACCUGCGCGACUACCGCCUGUGCGACGAGGUGUGGACCUUCCGCGUGCAGAACGCCACGCUCAAGCUCGACAACUCCGAGAUCCUCGACGUCGAAAAGGUCAAGAUUGUCGCGUGCAAGAUGGCCGAGGGCACCGGCAAGUGA